This is a messenger RNA of Aspergillus heteromorphus CBS 117.55, 4488 nucleotides long. Its product is annotated as U6 snRNP complex subunit PRP24. Bases 309 to 4184 code for a protein of 1291 amino acids. Gene Ontology annotation, biological process: RNA processing. Gene Ontology annotation, cellular component: cytosol. Gene Ontology annotation, molecular function: protein binding; mRNA binding. NCBI's taxonomy places the organism in Eukaryota, Fungi, Ascomycota, Eurotiomycetes, Eurotiales, Aspergillaceae. The record is from RefSeq and is a predicted model, not a curated record. The transcript is spliced from 4 exons.
CCCCCCCCCCCCGUCCUCAACCUCUGGACAGGCUGCCCACCGGUGCAGGAAUGGACUCGUUGAUGAGGCGACUUACGGCUGUUCCUCUUUAAUUCAAUAAUCCAGGUUCCCUUCCCUUUUCCGACCUUAAGGUCCCUCUCUCCUCUCCGUCCCCUCCCUUCCCUUCCUUCUUCCCUUCCCUUCCCUUCUGCUCCUGCUACUUACGUCAGCACCCUUCUCGCUGGCGCUUGGACAAACCCGAACUACUUGAUAUUUGCAUCUCCAUCCGCGAUCCCUGGUCUUCCCGCCAGUCCGCGGCCACAGUCUUGAUGAUGGACAUCAACUCCCUCCUUUCGCCCCAGGAUUCGAAUUCACAAUCCGGGCGCUCCACGCCUUCCACCGGGCCCUCCCCGGUCCCCAACACCUCCGUCCCGACCACCGCAGGGCCCGCCCCCAAGCCCUUGCGAAAACCUCGACCCGGCUCGAACAAACCGGGCAUGACCUCCUCGCCGCUCGCGCAACAUGUCUUCGCUCCGUCACAUCUACCGGAGCCGUCGCCGCCCGCGAUGAGUCCCAAGGUCGGACCCAGCGUGGGAGGGGGGAGUGGUACCCCCCCGGCGACCGACCUGCCGCCCCCGAGACAGCCCUCCACCCCGGGCAUGGACACACUGGCCGAUCUGGCGUCAAUGCAGCAUCAUCAGCCGCAGCGCUCCAACGCCCCCAUGCUGCGCGGCACCGAGUCGUACGAAAGCCAGCUGUCCCCCUCCACCAUGUACCCGCACGUCAACCCCAUCUCUCACAAUACCCCUACCCCGCGAUCCUCCUUCGAUAUCGCCAUGUCGGACGGUCCGCGAGAGAGCGCCCGUAGAAGCUACCUCGCUACCUCCCUCGUCCCCAACGCCCAGCGCCAGGCGAACGAGCUGUUCGUGCAGAUCCAGGAGAACCCCCAGUCGUACGAUGCGCACGUCCGUUUCGUGCGCGUCCUGCAUGCCGGCUUCGUCAACCACGUCUACCCCCCUAAUAACCCCGACAUCCACGGCGACCCUCGCAAAUACGACCUUCUGAAGGACAUGCGAACGGCGCGCGAGGAGAUGGACAAGCUGUUCGCUAUGGGCGAGGACCUCUGGGCGGAGUGGAUCCAGGACGAAAGCAUGCUGGCACAAUCGUCGGAAGAACGCAUCGCGGUCAUGGAGCUCUGUCAGCGGUCGGUCGAGGAGGAAUACGGCAGCACCAAGCUCUGGGGCAUCUACGGAGAAUGGGUCCUGUACCUCUACAACGCCGCCCACGGGGACGCUAGCCAAAGCCAGUGGACCGAGGAGGACCGUUUGGUCGGUCGCGAGGUGUUCACCUGGCCGUCCGUCCUGGAAGUCUGGCAGCGCGGCGCCGAAUCCACUCGCUACCGAAUCCACGACAGCAACCUGGUGUGGGACCGCUUUCUCGACCUCCUCACCCAAGACAUCUCCCGGAGCCCGUCGCAGGAGAAGGUCAACCACGUGCGAGGCUUGUUCGACCUCCGACUCGCGACCCCUCACGCCACCUGGGAGCAGACAUUUCAACUCUUUUCCGGCUUCAUCUCAACCUAUUACAAUGCGAACUACGAGACCAUCAUGGCGGACACAGCCGCCCAUUACGCGACCGCGAGCAAGGAGACGUACGGCGCACGCGAAGAGUUCGAGAUCAAGCUGCGCAACGCGGCCGAGUCAGGCGACAUGGGACAAGAAUGGACCGCAUUCUCCGAGUAUAUCGAAUGGGAGCUCGGCCGCAGCCGUCGCAAGCGGCAGACUAAUUUCGAACUGGUCAAUGCGCUCUACCAGCGUGCCGUGCUGCGGUUCCCGACCGACGCGAACAUGUGGGAGGAGUUCAUCAUGUUCUUGGUCGACGAGUCCAUGAACGGCAACACGAAAACGACGACCAUUUCCACGCUCGACCGCGCCACGCGACACUGCCCCUGCUCCGGCAGCCUGUGGUCGCAGUACCUGCUCAGCUCGGAGCGGGAAGGGCAGUCCUUCUCGAAGAUCUCCAACAUCAAGCACAAAGCCACGAGUACGGGUCUGCUGGAUGUCGGGGGCAUGGAGGAGGUACUCAAGGUGCACACGGCCUGGUGUAGCUACCUCCGUCGACGGGCGUUUUUGUCUGACUCCACCGACGAGGACAUCGAUGUGGCUGAGGUCGGCAUCCGGUCCGCCAUCGAAAGCGUCCAGGAACUGGGCGAGAAGAAGUACGGUCGCAACUAUCAAGGGGACCCGUUGUUCCGUCUGGAGCGCAUCUACAUCCGCUACCUGAGCGAGAGUGGCAGCUGGGACAGUGCGCGAGAGACGUUCAAGGGUCUGGUGGGCCGCCGUGGUAACAGCUAUGAGUUCUGGCUGACGUACUACGAGUGGGAGCUGAUUUCCUGGAGCAAGUUCGUGCAGAACGAGACCUCGAUCGACGCUGCCCGGCGGACGCCGAACCCCAGCUACGCUACCGCAGUGCUGAAGCAGGCCAUCCGACGCACCGACCUGGACUGGCCCGAGAAGAUCAUGCAGACCUACGUUGCACACUGCGAGGAUUACGAGGACUCGGAUGAACUCCAGCUGUCUAUCUUGGCGACCCGCAAAGCCAUGAAGGCCGUCACAACCCGGCGCGAACGGGACGCAAGGGAGGCGGCCGCGCGGCAGGCCGAACAAGCUGCAGCGAUGGAACAGGCCACGCAGUCCGAAAAGCGCAAACGAGAUGACGAGCCUACUGUGAACGGGGCGCCGGCCAAACGGGCCCGUGCAGAGGAGGCUGCUCCCGCCGCCCCCGAGUCCGCGGAGGCCGUCGCACUCCUCCGCGAUCGCGAAAAUGCGACGGUUGUCGUCAAGAACCUGCCUCGCGAUAUCGCGGAGCACAAGGUGCGGCAGUUUUUCCGCCAUUGCGGCAUGAUCAACAGUGUCAAGAUGCUCUCGAGCGAGGACGGCAAGUCGGAGACCGCCAUCCUUGAAUUCAACUCGAAGGACGAGGCGGUCGUCGCCCAGACCCGCGAUCAGAAAACCAUCGACGAGCACACGAUCGAGGUACAAUUCGGGGCGGGCGCCACGUUGUUCGUGACCAACUUCCCCGCAACGGCCGAUGAGCAGUAUAUCCGCGACUUGUUCCGUGAGCACGGCGAAAUCCUCGAUAUCCGUUUCCCAUCCCUGAAGUAUAACACGCACCGGCGGUUCUGCUACGUCCAGUUCAAGACGCCCGGGGACGCGUACGGCGCCACGACGUUAGACGGGUCUACGGUGGGCAACGGCCUACACCUGGUGGCGAAGAUCUCGGAUCCGACACGCAAACAGGACCGUCACGGGCCGAUGUACGAAGGCCGUGAGGUUCACGUGUCGAAUCUGGACUGGAAAGCCAGUGAACAGGACGUGGAGGAGCUGUUUUUGCGCUUCGGGAGCGUGGAGCUCGUGCGCAUUCCGCGUAAGGUAGAUGGUGGCAGCAAGGGCUUCUGCUACGUGGUCUUCUCUUCCAAGGAGGAAGCCGAGGCAUCGCUGGUCAUGCACGAACAGGAGUUCCGGUCACGCCACCUUCAUGUGAAGCUGUCGACGCCGCAAGGAGCGAAACGGAGCGCGACGACCAUCCUGUCUCGUGUCGGACCGUCGCGGUCCCCUUCGGUCGAAGUCAACGGUCUGAAGCGCGAGAUGAGUGAGGAGGUGCCGAACAGCGACCGGACGGCGCGCACGCUGGGCCUGAUGAAUGUUCCUGACACGGUCAACGAUGCCCGGGUGCGGGCGCUGGUGGAGCCGUACGGCAAGCUGAUCAAGAUCGUGCUGCGGCCGGACCACCAGGGGGCGAUCGUGGAGUUCGCGGACGUGCAUGAGGCGGGCAAGGCGUCGCUGGGGCUGGAAGGGCAGGAGAUCGCGCCGGGGCGGAAGCUGCACGUGGGCACGGUGCCGGAGAUGCUGAAACAGUCGGCGGAGCGCAAGGGCGGCGGGCCCAGCGUGGCGGGCAAGUCCAAGGACAAGCCCGGCGGCCUCUUCCCUCUGGCGGGACCGAUCAAGCGCCCGGGGCAGCCUGGCACGCGCGGCGGCAAACGCGGCGGGCUGGGCGUGAAGCGGACCCUGGGCGGAGCGGCGCCAAAGGACAAGGACACGACGACAUCAACGACGACGACGACCACGAUGACGAGCGAGGGGCAGGCCACGAAAAAGAGCAACGAUGACUUCCGUGCGAUGAUCCAGCGGAGUCGAGCGGAAUGAGCGGGACGAGCGAGGGCGCGGCGCACUGGACGGAUGGCCUGGCGGGAACGGCGUUACCUCUCCGCUGGCCGAUGACGGACUUUCUCUCUCUCUCCCUUCUGGGUGCGGUGCUUUGGGGUUGUUCUUGCUACUUCUGAUGCGUGCGUUUGCAUUGCUGCUUUCCAAUUUCCCGUGUAUCAUCAUGGCCUUCUCUCACCAGCUCCGGCUGAAGUUGAAUUGUAGAUUAACUACUUACUAUUCUCUUACGAUCGGGUGACUGUUCACGGUAUUUAUAAAUGUGUAUGCAGGUGAUGCGAUGCAGUCG